Dichotomopilus funicola is the source of this 3189-nucleotide messenger RNA. RefSeq lists its product as uncharacterized. The transcript has 3 exons. The coding region runs from base 1 to 3189 and encodes 1062 amino acids. The record is from RefSeq and is a predicted model, not a curated record. Lineage: Eukaryota; Fungi; Ascomycota; Sordariomycetes; Sordariales; Chaetomiaceae.
AUGACCUCUGGUACCCCGAUCACCGCGGGCACCGCCCGGACGAGCGAGGAGUCCAAACGGUCGUCGUCACGCUUCGAGUCCGCAGCCGGGUCGACCGCUUUGUCGCCCAUUGACGACCAAACCCCGCCGUUUCUGGAGCACGCCUUUGCCGAGUCCACGGGGCACAACAAGCUGCACAAGACGCUGGUGAUGCCUACCUCCUCGCCACCACCACCACCACCAGUAGUGUCAUCAGUACCAUCAGUGCCACCAAUGCCGCAAUUACCACCGCCGCCAGUCCCGGGAGCAGGACCACCGCCCCAGUUAUCACAACGCCCGACUGUCCUGACGAAGCCCAGCGCGCCAACCCGGCCCCCACCACCGCGACCGGUCCCAGAGAGCGGCAGGCGAACAGACCGAAGCCCGUCACCCGAGCGGCCAGCGUCGAAAGCAAAACUCCAAUCCACCCGACUACAGCCUCGGAAUCAGUCUCCAAGCUCGGACCCCCGUGGCCGGAGCGUCUCAGCACAGCCUCCGCUCGUUAUCCCGGUGGCCGACGGCAACCAUGGCUCGCGAGCCGUGUCCAGUCCGAUCCAAGCUGGGCCGCCGGCGCAUUCUGGACAACAUCUGCUGAAGCCCGGCACGGAAGGCAGUCCGCCGCCUGGACUUGCGGCGGAUAAGCGGAAGAGGAAGAGCUGGUUCCCUGGUGCGCGGUCGAGGGCGAAUUCGGAUGCCGGACAGGCCAAGAGCCCGGGGGCUUGGAUCAUGUCUCAGGAGAACCAGGCCGACUACAACACGAGCUUGUUGGUGAAUGGGGAGAAGGUCCCUGAACUUUGGAACGAGGGCGGGAACGUGCUGGUGUAUCUCCAUCCCAAGGAGGCCAACCUAGGGCCGAGCUUCAGGGUGGCUGACCACCUCGUGAGCAACUCGCCGAUGCUCAUGGAGAUCCUGGUCACGGAGAUGAUGGGUGCCACGUCGCACAAUGAAGGGAACUUCGACGGCAGCGGCGCUUUGGACUACCCUACCGUAAUACAGGAGGGCCACCUGUACCUCCCCCUGGGCAACACCGACGUCGAGUGUCUGGUGGCUGCCCGGAACCUAUUCGCGUUCCUGACACACCAACCGCUUGUGGGCACCGACGAGCACCCCAACUUCUUCGCAGCGCUGCUCCAGAUCGCGGGUCUCCUGCGGCGUUUCUGCUUCACAAGCUACGACGGCAACUCGUUCGGCGACGCAGUCACCGCGGCACUCGACGUGUUCAUGGACCACACGGGCAUCGCGGACGUGCGCCACAGCCGGGAGAAGACGCUGGAGGCGCUCAUCCUGGCCGAGCAGCUCAAGUCGUGGACGCUGUACAACGAGGCCUUUGUGCACGCCGUGGGCAAGUACGAAUUGCUCACCGAGCUCAGGUCGCCGCUGUACGACCGCAUCUCGGUCGACACGCGCCAGCGGAUGGACCGCGCGCACCUGGACCUGGUCAACCGCCAGGCCAGCGUCAACACGCGGCUGGAUGCGUUCGAGUUCCCUUCGCUGUUUGCGGGCAUCGCGAGCUCGACAUCGACCGAGGAGUACCGCAACGUCAAGUUCAAGGAGUGGCGCAACUCGUACGCCAAGAUGCGCACCUUUGUGAUGGGGUACUACAAGGGCCUCUUUGGCAACUGGCCGCCGCGCGCCCGUAGCAAGAAGAACCACUUCUCCCAGAGCGGGCUCAACCGCCAGUGCCUCAAGAUUCUGUACUCGGACUUUUGCGCCCUGUACGACCUCUUGGUGGAUCGGCAGUCCAUCACGCCCCGCGUUAUCGGCGAGGGGUACGACGAGGAAGCCGAUUCUUCUCAAGAGAAAGACAAAAAGGGCGACAGGGCCCGCGAGGCGUCGUCGAUCUCGGCGCUGCGUAAGGUGCUCGGCGAGUUCGACAAGUCGUCACCCCCCGUCCUGCCGCCGAUCCCCUUUGACGUGCCCAAGCUGCCGAGCAUGACGGCCAUCUACGAGAACUACCACGACCUGCCGGCCAAGAAGCAGGCCAAGUACAGCAAGUCGGUGCAGCCCCACGAGCUGCAGCUGAUCCUGCUCAAGUCGCGCAACAUCGAUACCGACGCGCUGCACCUCCCCUUCCUGGACGCCUUCAAGGACUUUGAGCUGCGCGAGUCCCGCGGCACCCACCCGUCCGACCUCGCCGACCAGCGCAUCGGCAACUGGCUGUUUCUUUAUGUUGUAUUGCAGUCCCUGCCCAUGCUCGUCGUCGAUGCCCCCGGCUUGCGGUAUACUGAGGGAGUAGAAGACUUUCUCUGCCAGGCGCCCAAGGGUAACCCGCCGUGGACCGAAGACGCCGGCCAAACCCGCAAAAUGUGGUUCCAGACCACCAAGUCCAACGUGGUGGAACUCUCGGCCGACGUGGUCAUGUUUUCCGUGGAGGGCACCUAUAUGCGCUCGCACUGCUGGCUUGCGGCCAAGGACUGGGACGCUGGGCAUCAGGGGCACCAUGGCCAACAACAACACACACCCACAACCCAAUCCCCCGCGCCGUCCUCCCCCCAUCUCCUCCCCCACGCCCGCCCCCGCAGCGGUUCCGACGACCGCGCUCGCCAAGCCUUUCGCGCCAGUAUCGCCAUCGGCCUCGAGCCCUUGCCACUCCCCGCUGCUCCACACCCUCCGACUGGUGCACCGGGGGCUGCGGCAUUUGAUCGGGCUUCGAGGGUUAUGAGUUUGGGGUCUAUGUCUGGGCUUUCUUCUUCCGCCGCCGGCAUGGGAGCAGGAACAGGGACAUGGAGUCCCAGUGGGACGGGGACACCCGGAACGACGGGGAGUGCAGGGCCGGGGAGUCCUGCUUUUGGACCGGUUGGUGGAACUGGAAGCAGUGGAAAUGGGAAUGGGAACGGGAAUGGAGAUAUGUACCAGUUGGGGUUGCGGGUUAGUAGGUCGGCCGCCAAUCUCGGACAGUUGGGUGGUAGUGGGGGGGAUUAUCUCAGUGCUGGUGGUGCAGGGGGCCAGCCGAGAAAGUCGAGUUAUGGUGCGUUUGGGAUUGGACCGUCGAAUCUUGGGCCUGGAGGCGGCGGUGGUGGGGAUCCGGGUCAUGGUCAUGGUCAUGGUCAUACUCAAAACCAUGGUCACGGUCACGCCGUGAGAGACUCGAUGGGCGGGGGCAGCACGUUUGAUGAUAUCCUGAAGGGGAUGGAUGAUAAGGGGAAGAAGAAGAAGAAGCUGUUUUUCUGA